AUGUUUCCGUCAUACGCCACCGUGCCCGUGUUCGCUUUCGUGAUACUGUUGAAUUUCUUCUUCUUGAACUCGCCCAUCGAAUCGGUGGAGAUCGGCGUACUCUACACUACGUGCCAGGAUUGUCUGGCUGGCAAGUGCCAUAAUGAUAGAAACAGACCGUGCAUGACCCUACACGACGGUUCCUACUUAUGUUUCACUUGUGAUAUCGAAUUAGGUGACCAGCAGUACUACACCUUAGAUGAAUGCAAGACGGGUUGCACGGACCCGAAAAGGGUGUGCAUUUGUACUAGUAUGUGUUUCGUGUGCAUCAGAAAAUUAGUCCUUGAAAAUGGAGGAUAUUUAGAGGAUUGCGAUUUGCCAACCGAGCAGGAACUGAACAUAACGUGCAAGUAA
This is a messenger RNA of Metopolophium dirhodum (rose-grain aphid), 393 nucleotides long. RefSeq lists its product as uncharacterized. The transcript has a single exon. The record is from RefSeq and is a predicted model, not a curated record. The coding region runs from base 1 to 393 and encodes 130 amino acids. Lineage: Eukaryota; Metazoa; Arthropoda; Insecta; Hemiptera; Aphididae.